AAUAGUAUUCAUAUGAUAGCCAAGUGCGGUAAAAUGAAUGAUUUUGAAUAGAUAAGUUUGAAAUGAAAUCAAAGUAAAAAAAAUGAUAGCUGUAACGUCUAAGAUGCCUAAUAUUCAAUAUUUGGGACUAUAGGAGAUUACAAUGGCAUCGGAUGCUACUAAAAUCAGCAAGCAAUCAUCAUAUUCAAGUCGCAUGAAUCUCAACUCAAACUCGUUAUCAUUAUUUUCCCAGAAACAAGUAAACCAGUUUGAUCAUAUCUCGGUUGAAUCCAAAUCAAGCUCAGGAAUAUCAUCAUGUGUAAAUCAAAACCAGCAUUAUUUAGGCUCUGCAUAUCGGAGUUGUAAACAGGAAAAAAAUUACAAUUUGUUAAUUCAAAGUGCUUUCUUCAAAAAUACUUGUCGUGAAGUUACAUUUCUUAUUCUGCUUCUUACAGUAGUUGUGUUUGGAAUUGUCGUAGCAUUACUUCUACUGUUACUUAAGAAUAGUCUAAAGCGCUAUCGCAAACUCUUAAUCAAAGAUAAAACAAUUACGAUUGAAACUCGAUCAACAUAUAAGUUCGAGAAAAUGGAUAAUAAAUUCCCUCAUUUGACAGAUGGAGGACAUGUUCAUGGAAUUCAACGUAGCUAUUUGACAGUAGAUGAAAAAGAAAGCAGUAUUGAGCAUGAGAAACCAUCUACAUAUUAUUUGAAAGAUAUAAAAAGGACAUCAUCCGCAGAUGCUAUUCACAACAGCUCUUCAUUUGAGAAACUUCAUCGUCAAUACCGAAUAUGUGAUAAAAAGCAGUUCAAUUUAUCUGUUGCUGACACUACAUCUUCUUCAUUGACACAUCCUAAUUCAACAUUACCAUCAGCAAAUGAACUGUGUUAUAACGAUCAAUUUUUCUCUCAUGAGCCACACAAAUAUGGAGCAAUCAAACGUUACCGGGAAUCAAACGUGGAUCCUAUUUGUAAAAUUACUUUUGGGCAAGGUAGUGCAAAUAGUAUUCAACCUUCACAAAACGAGAAUCUAAGCAAACCAGAAAUUUCGGAGAUAUUCACAUUAGAAUCGUCGUCUAUAAUACGAAAUACUUGUUUAUUACAAAGGAAGCCAUUUAAUGAUAAAAACGUUGAAAAUGUCAGAAACGAAUUGCCCGCUUCAAAUGACAAAAAAAAAAAAUCCGCAUUUGAUCGUGAUAGAAGACACAUAAAUUUGUCUACUAACGAUGAAAAUAGAAGUCAAGUAAAUGAUGAUUGCUUCAGAACAGUGUUGUCACAGUCAUUUAUUGUUUUCGCUAACGAAGAAAACUCGCGCAAUAUUCAUGAUAUAUCUUCUAAUCUUACAAAAAAUCUUGCUAUUGCGUCGGUUAAAACUGCAUUAACACCGAAUGUUACCAAUGCCUUUGGUGUACCAAGAGAAUUCAUACUUCUACCAAAACCCGUUCAACAUGACGAAUCUUCACAACUGUACAGAAUCAACGAUAAUAGCAAAAUCGAAAAUUCCUAUUUCCGUUUUCCUGAAGUAGAUAUAUUUACUCCGCCGAUCAAAGAACAAGUCGUCAAUCAAAAUUCAAUUGAAAAAGAAAACGAGGUAGAAAUAACUUCUAACAUAAUCAUGAGUAUUUCUCCAGAGGAAUCAUCUAUAAAUCCUCUAGCUCUGUUGCCAUAUCCAACUAUAGAUGUAUAUGAUAGAAGUGCAAAACUUGUACAUAAUUCUUAUGACCGUUCAACUCUGACUGAAACAAAAAAAGAUUCGAAUAUCACAACACCCACGCCUAGCACUAAUAAUGCUUUUUUUACAAACCGCGUUGAUAGACGAAGUCGGUUAAAAUCAAUUUCACUUGAUUCAGAAGGAGCUCGCUUGGUAGAGGAAAAUUUCACCAAAAGCAUCCCAGUUGAAGAAUUAGUUGAAAUAGUUGCCAAUCAGUCUCACUCAUCUCAGAAUGAAUCGCAAGUUCAGCUUAAAAUAUUAGGCACUAGGGAUGAUAAUGACCAAGUAUUAGGCAAAAAACGAAAUAUAUUUAAUCUGACUCUAGAUCUUAAUGAUAGAGAUGACACAUUGAUCACGGACAAUGACUGCAAACUCAACGAAUUUUAUGUCGAAUACUAUGAUUAUGACGACGAUGACGAGGAUGAUAACGAUAAUGACGACGAAAUCGAAAAAUACGAUGGACAAUCCCAAACGACUACUAAAGUUUAUACUGACAGGCGCAUAAAACAACACUUUGAACUACAAACAUCAAAAAUACCGCCACUAAAACACACUCGCCAAAAAGCGUGCUCUUUAGAUUCAGCUCGUUCUGUAAGUUACGUGCAGCCACAGGAUAUUACCUAUAAGUUUCCGGAUAAAGAGGAACACAAAACAGCUCGCGCAUUGAACUCUCGUACGUCAUUGACACGUACAUUCUCGCUGUCAGUACCUACGACUCCGAAACGCCAAUUUUAUCGCCUGCAUCAACACAGCGGAAAAUUUAAAUCGAACUUGUUCAAUAAUGAUGAUGGUUCGCUUAACAUAAACAAUAGCCCAGCAGCUGAAAAGUACUUGUUCUGCGGUUUUCAACAACAAAUAAAAAGUUCCGAGGAAAUAUUUGAUGUUUUUUCCAACUCAGUAGAUAUAGGACACAAAACAAGUAGUACAAAAACAUUAUCAUCCGACAUAAGCCAACGAAGAGAGCAAGAUUUGUCUAACGUAAAUCUUAAAACUCUGCCAGAAAUUUGUCCUGUUCGAAGUUUCGCAGAUUCAAACACUCUUGAAAAACCAUAUCUUCAAGCACUCAGCAAAAGUCGAUCAAGUAUACUACAAAGGAGGGGCUCAAACCAUAGUCUCACGCUUAAUCUAGAUAUCAUUGCUGUAAGUGACAAUCUAUCUAAGCGACUUUCUGCUUCCAAUUAUAGUUUAGGAAAUUAUAAAGGCUCUCGGCUGAGUUUAGUAGGGUCUUCAUUCAAUCUCCAGCAACAGCCCCAACAAAUGCAUGGCAGUAACUUAUCAAGCGUGCAGACAUCUCAGUCAAAAAAAAAUUUAUUGCAAAGACGUGGUUCAAAUACAAGCCUAAUAUUAAAUUUGAAAGGCUCAAGCAGUAGUCUAAAUCAUUACACUAGUCAGGGCUCGUUGAAUAUUCAGAACCAACAAAAUUUUCGUCCUGCCAAAAAAGGAUUACUAGAACGCCGCAACUCAAAUAGUAAUUUAGCAUUAUUCAACGUACAGAACCGUGAACUAUCAAAGUCAAAUAGUAAUCUGCCGGGUUCAAUAUGCAGUUUAAACAGCAUUUCAACUUAUCAUUCGAAAAACGGGCAGCUUAUGCUGGAAGCAACUGAACAUCAUGAAAAUAUUAACUGUGAACAUUGGUCAUUAGCUAAUACAUUGAAUGAAUCGCAUCUUACCCCAAAAUGUCAGCAGUACGGCGGAAGGAGAAAAUUUCUUAGUACUGAUGGUCUUAAUGAUAUAACAGAUUCGCGAGCUGGUUAUUGCUGUCAACAAAGAGAAACAAAUGCGAACAAUCUACAAAUAUUUCACAAAGAACCUACAGAUAAUUGUUGUGGUUCUGCAGAAAAUGUGAAGAAGCACUACGCUUUUCAUAAAAUAGAUUGUGCCUGUAUGGCCGGAAAGGCAACUGUGUCAGACAAAGUGAACGUACCCUGCAAAAAUAAUUUUAAAUUUAAAUCUACGGUUGUUUCUACUGCAUCAGCGAAUAACCUCACACAAUUUACAUGCUGUAAUUAUUGUUGCUGUAGCUGUGUAGAUUCUUUAGUAGAGGCUGUUAAUACGAUGAGUAUUAGUAAUACCAAUGUACGAAAAAUUACAACUAAACCGCUCAGUCCUCAAACUACAAGUGAAGAUUUUAAAAUAUACCUUGCCAACAUCCAGUUUCUUCAAAACGCAUCGAAUCUACUUUCAGAAAACUAUAUACAAAAUCUUCAUUGUAUAUUUGAAAAGAGCUAUUAUAGAUCUGAUAAAACGAGAAACGGAAAUGCGUCGCUAGAAGUAAAAUCGAAUCAUUGCUUGGCCCGCAAUGCACAGAAUCAAGAAGCAGAUAAUUCGACAGGGUGUAUCGUUUCAGAACCAGUAGAUGAUCAUGGUCACGAGCUGGCAGACGAAGAACAAAGGAAAAUGAUUCUUAAAAUUCAUCAAGAGUUUUGGGAUCUGCCAACUAACCACCAAGAAAAACCGAUGGUUUUCGGAUCGCAACCAAAAAAUCGUUAUAGAACUAUUUUGCCCAACGAAAAUACCAGGUUUAUACUUGCAGCAGAGUCUGGAAUGACAAGUGAGCCCUACAUUAAUGCCAAUCUAAUAAAGGGACCGGAUUAUACCAAUAAUAAGUAUAUUGCAACUCAAGGUCCGAUGAAUAACACGAUAUACGAGUUCUGGUUGAUGGUACAUCAAAAUAUCAUGAAUACGGCCAAACAACAUUGCCUAAAGGGAUUAGAAGUUGAACAAAAAAUAGUUAUGCUUACAGAUCUUGUCGAAAAUAAUAGGCAAAAGUGUGCGAUAUAUUUUCCUUUGCAAUGCAAUGAGAGUUUAUUAUUCAGCAGAGGAACGACAUGUGACACUGAACAUCCUUCGAGUAGUUACGUGAGCAUAGUUGAGGAGACUUUGGCCAACUUGGAAACUACUGUUUUCAAGCCCACUAUUUUCGAAAAUUAUUUUAUAAUUACCAAUUUAGGAAUUUGCCGCAAAAAUGGAUAUACUAUGCGCAAACUAUUAGUAAUUUAUGGGGCUCAACAAAAAAGCGAAAUGACAGAGCAUCGGAAUAUUUUUAUGGUGUAUCACUAUUGGUUUCCAGAUUGGCCAGAUCAUCGCUCACCGGACGAUAUAGAUGUUUUACUGGAUAUGAGUUUAGAUAUACUCGAUCGAGAUUGUUCAAAAGAUUUUAGUAAUGUUACAAAUAUCACUUCGAACAGAAUUUGCACUUUACCAGUUAUACAUUGUUCGGCUGGAAUCGGGAGAACUGGUUGUCUUCUCGCUAUUCUGAAUGGAUUGAGUCAAAUGCGACAUUCGUUUAAUAGCAGCAAGACAGACCAUGAAAAUUCAAAUAAUUGUUUAGAAGAAAAUUCAAUGUUGUUUACAUCUACAGUCGAAGAUGAGCAACAUCUGCCUCCGAUUUGGAAAAAAAGCAGACAAGUCUGCGUCGACAUACUUGGAAUUGUAUGUAACUUGAGACUACAAAGAGGAGGAAUGGUUCAAAAUUCUGAACAGUAUGAGCUGAUACACAGGGCUUUGUGUCUAUAUUUGCAAAAGUUAUGCGUGUAAUUUAUCGUAUUGUAUCAUAUCUGUUAGGCUAAUGGUUAAAGCAUCACAAUAACUUUAUAUAGUUUUUGCCAAAGAAUAAACCAACGUUAAGAGAAUAAACACAAAAACGAGAUUCAGGUUCAGUAUCAUAGUAGUGAAAUUUAUCCAUCGUGCAAUAAAAUGUAAAAAUUAUUAUGUAAAAUGCUAAUAUUGUCAUUAUUGUUAAACGAUUA
This is a messenger RNA of Sabethes cyaneus, 5436 nucleotides long. RefSeq lists its product as uncharacterized. Bases 143 to 5224 code for a protein of 1693 amino acids. Gene Ontology annotation, biological process: protein dephosphorylation. NCBI's taxonomy places the organism in Eukaryota, Metazoa, Arthropoda, Insecta, Diptera, Culicidae. Gene Ontology annotation, molecular function: protein tyrosine phosphatase activity. The record is from RefSeq and is a predicted model, not a curated record. The transcript is spliced from 4 exons.